AUGAUCCGGUUACCGUUCAACGCAGCUCUGUUGCUGGUCUUGCUGCUGGCCGGGCCCGCGGUCACGUCCUCCGUGGACGGCAACGGCGUUGACGAUGGCGAAGAAAACCCGUUCCUGGAAGCAGCCAAGUCGCUGCUGCAAGACUCGCUGGCCAGCGGACAGGGCGGCGGUGCUGGCGGUGGCUUGGGCUCCAUGCUCCAGUCUUUCAUGCAGACGGAGGGCGCCAAGUCCGGGCUGGGAUCGAUCGUUUCCGGUCUGGCGGCGGCCAAGGGUUCCGUCGACCCACAGGUGAUCGGCCAGCUCGUCGGCAUGUUCGCCGGUGCAGGCUCCGCUGCGGACAAGUCGUCGUCCGGCAACGACGACGGGCCCGGCGUGGACUGGAGUUCAAUGAUCGACUUGGCUUCCGGGUUCAUGUCGUCGACGGCUGGCGCGGGCGGCCUCCAGGGUUCGUCGAUCGAGGGUUUCAUGAACGUACUUCCGGUGUUGGUGAACGCGUUCAGUGGCGGUCACAAGCAUUCCGACGAUCCGGAAGUGGAGGAUUUCGAAGAGCACGAGCGGCAUGCCAGGGCCUCGACCUUCCUGCCUCCGUUUCUGAGCAGCGCGUACGUGUACUGGGAACACUUCAAAAACAGUGAGCUGGGCACCACCCUGUGGAAGAACAGCGGCCUGGGCAGCAUCCUGAAGCUGUUCAUCGACAAGGACGGUCAUUUCCAGGUUGACAAGAUAUUCGAGUCGAUGGAGAACUCCACGUUCAGAAGGCGGUGGGUCAGGAGUCUGACCAGCUUCGUCGCCGAAUGGAUGAAACACGUAUCGGACCCGAACACACAGGCCAGAUAUUUGUCGACUACACAAUUCAUAAUGAAUGGAUUCUUAAAGUCACAAGGUUAUUCUAAAGCGGCCCAGUUCGAUUCAGCACGACCAGCAGAAUCGCUGAGCUUCCUAGCCGACGCGGUGUUUAAACGACAGUUUGGACUCAAAGUCAAUUCCGCUACAUACAUCAAACCAGCGAUAGCAUAUUUACAAGAUGUGUUUAGGUUGGGUCAAAGCAAAGGAUUGAGCUUGCAGCAUUUAACGUCCAAGGAAAUCGAAGAGAAGCUAUCGGAGCUGUUGAACCACGAGUUGAUUGACCCGAUACUCAGGGUGUGGAGGGUGUACAGGUUCGUGGGCAAGAAACCAGAAUGUGAUCGUUACUUGGUGUGCAGCAUCAAUCGCAAAGGCCAAUAUCCAGAUAGCAAAACAGGACUCAAACCAGGAGUCACAAAACUGUCCAGUUUAAUCGCUUCAUGGUUCCUGUCCGGACAAACGGGAACGCCGUUCUGGAAACUUUACAACGCCGCAACCGAAGACCACAAUUGUUCGACUAAAUAUUCGGCCAAAUGUCAAGAAUUCCACGAAGAAGAUUUGAAAGCUACGACUGAAUAUUUCCACAACGAACUCUAA
Macrosiphum euphorbiae (potato aphid) is the source of this 1440-nucleotide messenger RNA. Lineage: Eukaryota; Metazoa; Arthropoda; Insecta; Hemiptera; Aphididae. The record is from the annotation of a GenBank genome assembly.